UGAAAUGAAUGAAAGGAAAGAGCCCAACUUUCUGAGUGUGCCAAAAAAAAAGUUUCAGACGCUGAGAGUGAACAGUCAAGAGCAUUCCAGUCCAAAGGAUCCCAAGCACUUUGGCUGUUGAAUAUACCUCAGUAAUUUUCCUGUUUUACCAGUUAUAUUUUAAUAAUUCUUUCAUUUAUCAAUACACAGACAUGGAUCCAUCUCAGAACACGCUGGAUGAUCUGAUGCUCCGGCUUUCCAGUCAGGAAAACAUCGGCAAUGACAAAGCCGUGUGUCUUUACACAGUGUAUGGAAUGCCUUUAACAGACGAUCCUUUCUUCAACACAUGGAGUUUAAAGGACAGGCACAUUAAAAAUGGAAGUGAGCUGUACGUCAUAUUUACACCCAAGCAGAACCUUCGGCCCGCAGUCACCGAAGGUUCUCAAGUCACUUCACAGGAGACCAGUGAGAUUCCCGGGGAUGACACAGUCCGGUGCCACAUCAUGCUCAAGGGAGACUAUGAAAUUCAGUUGGACUUGGAAAAAGACACACUAGGGGACCUGAGAAGGAAGCUGUCCAAAGAAAGCGGAAUACCUGUACAUGUCCUGCAUGCUAGGGAUGUAGAAGGAGGACCUGGACAAUCCUUGAAAGAUCUUGAGAUCAGCAGCCAGUCUGUGGUUCAUUUCUCCUUGUCUUCAUUUGAUAACACAUACAUGAAUGACACAGAGUUCUUCACGUGUGAUGUUUCCCCUUCAGUUCCACAAACGCAGAAGGGCAUGAGCAUUUUCCUCUCAACAUUCUAUGUCAUUUACAAAUCCGACUUCGGACACAAACUUCAGAAAGUAAUAGCAUUAAUUCGAAGGCUCACUGAGUGCAAUGCAUUAGCCCAGGCUUUAUAUCAGCUGGUGUGCAGAGGUGAAUUUGGGACCAGGAACCAGAAGAUUGCAAUUGUUGAAGGACUUUAUUUACUCUUCAGAGAACUGUUGCCCAGCAGAGCCAAAAAAACAUGUCCUGAGAUCAUUGAAGACUCAGAGGUUUUUGAGUACUCGAAUGUGUGCUGGGCCUACCUGAUGUCUCAGUCUAAGGAUGAGAAAAAUGAGGACAUUGCACCAAUAAGUUUGCUCUGUGAAGGAUCAGGAAAACGCCUCUGUGAGCCGGUUCGCAUUCCUGGGAUACCCUCAGUUUUUGACAGAGCAUACGUUCUGGACAAAAUAUGGAGUGGGGGAAAAAUCCCAGGCUGCAGUGAAGAAAACCUCAAGGAAACAUCGAUCCAGAGAGCAACCGAUGUUGAGAUGAUUUCAUUGAGUCUUCCUCUGUCAAGAACCUUCCCUUUGUGGGUUUCGUCUAGUUCUGGUUGCAAUUUUCAGUUUAAUCCAGAAAAGACAUUUGAGGAGAUGACUGAGGGUUUGUCAAUGUACUCUCACCUGGAACCAUAUCCACCUUUACGAUUGCUGGAUCUAGGACUCUGUGGACCUGGUCUUCUGUAUAUCAAAGAAGAUAAUCUAUGCGCUUUUUACAGCAGGGUUAAAACGGAAAAGCCUGAGGAGGUCCAUGUUCAUGAUUUUCUCACUGAGAAAGACACAACAGUAAAUGUGCAUGACCUGGCACGUGAACUUGGAGAUUUCAGAAAGAACAAGACCUUCCAAAUGAACAGAGUUCCAGCAGAAGCAAUACUGGUGCUGGUGGAUGCAAGCUCGUCUAUGAUUGAACAGUGUUACACAUCAUGGAAAAGGAUGGAUGCUGUCAAACAGCUGUUCGAUUGCUUUUCAGACCGGAUUAUGGCAUACGAUUUCCCCCAUGUCAUUGGUCUUCUUAAGUUUGGAAGGGAUGUAAACUUCCACAAGUUCACAGAGUCCCUGGAAACAUUCAGGACUUACGUUCGUGGGAUUGAACCGGACGGAAUGACUCCACUCUAUGAUGCCUUAAAUCUUGGACUUUCUGAGCUCCAAAACAUCAAGGAAUGUUUCCCAAACUGCAGACUCCGCAUGCUGUGUCUUACUGAUGGAGACGACGUAGGUUCUAAGAGUGAUCCAGUGCAAGUUGCAGUCAAACUGAUUGGUGCCAACAUAGUUGUGGAUUCAAUCCUCCUUGGAGCAAAUCAAAACACUGUUCUGCACGGAAUCAGCAAUGUGACAGGAGGUUGUUGUUUCAAACCAGAGACGAGCAAAGACGCGUUAAAGCUCUUUGAAAUGGAAACAGUGCUGUCUCUGGAGAGAAGGAAACUGAAAAAAAAAUCUGAAGUAUCCUCUGUGCAGACACUGGCUGAUUUAACGAAAAUCUUUCAAUCAUGUGGCUUUGAUGAAAAACCAGAAGUUGUACAUCCUGGAGAAUUAAGCCAUAAAGUGACCUUGCCACAAAAUGCUUUGAAAAAGAAAAUUCAGGAAUCCAAGACGGGUCGAUUUAUGGUCAAGGAUGGACGAAUCCUGGAGGAACUGAAACAUCUACAUGUCGAUCCACAUCCAUACUGCACAGUGCUUCCCUCAGAGACCGACUUCAGAUUCUGGAAGAUUCUAAUGAAAGGGCCUCCCAAUACACCAUAUGCAGAAGGAGCCUUCGAGCUCUACUGCCAAUUUGGAGAAGAUUACCCCAUGAAACCCCCCCUAGUGCGCUUCCUCACUCCUAUUUACCACUGCAACGUCAACAGCGUGGGACGCAUCUGUCACAAUAUAUUUGAUCGGGACUACUCUGCCCACGUAACAAUGAAAGAGAUACUGGAAGCGGUGUUCGGACUCCUGAUUGUACCGGAAGCUGAGGAUCCCUUAGACAGGUAAAUGAACUUCAGCACGCUCUUCAUGAACAAAGUUCUCAGUGGUCUUUGAGCGGUGAAGCAAAUACAUAACCUUCAAGUGAAGAGUGAAGAAAAUCCAGUGCUCACAAAAUGUUUUAAAU
This is a messenger RNA of Anguilla rostrata (American eel), 2868 nucleotides long. RefSeq lists its product as uncharacterized. Gene Ontology annotation, cellular component: nucleus. The record is from RefSeq and is a predicted model, not a curated record. Gene Ontology annotation, biological process: protein K48-linked ubiquitination. The transcript has 19 exons. The coding region runs from base 192 to 2750 and encodes 852 amino acids. Lineage: Eukaryota; Metazoa; Chordata; Actinopteri; Anguilliformes; Anguillidae. Gene Ontology annotation, molecular function: ubiquitin conjugating enzyme activity.